UGGCUGGCCGGCGCUUGUUGAAGAAGCCCCGUCGGAGCCUCAGGACAGACUGCAGGUGGAAGACGAUGAGAGAGAUGAUGCCAGGACAGAGCCCUCUGCUGCUGACGGUACUGCGAGAGCUGAGAAAUUUGUUGAUCUGUUUCAAAUCUGGUUGUAUGAAGAAGAAUGUCUGAGGACGGGAUCAGAAUCAGUGGAGGAAAAGAUCUGCAAAUUAGAGAGUGCCUGUAAAGUGCUGAAGAUGAUUCAGAUAGUUAUCGACUCUUUGAAGACUGGCAAUGUCUGCAACCUUCCUUUUACCAUGAAUAAGUCUGAGAGGAUUCAAGAUGUCCAGGAGAGGUUUGAGCAUAUGAAAGCUUAUAUGGAGCUACGGCGAUACAUGUUGACCAUGGUCCAGAGGCAAUUCAGGGAUUUUGUGGAGCAGGGAAAACCAUUGAAGAUUUGGUUGUCAGAAGCACUGGAGCUUCAGGAGGGCCUCCACAGCUCAACAUGUGUCCAGCAUAAUGUCGUCCAGCAGCAUCUCUUCCUUCUCCAGAUUAUCAGGAAAGGCUGCACAGUAUUCCAAGCGAACCUGGAUGUGUAUAAGCACGCCGCAAGUGUAGUGACAACUACACUACAGGAGAUCAACACUUGGUCAGAUGUUUUCCAGCAAGCGUUAAGUGAAAAAACCAUUCAAAAUAGCUCAAAACGAUGGACGGAAAUUGUGCUGGAUUCCGUAACCGCGGAGAUUACACAGGUGGAUCAGCACUUCUCUACUCUCAACAAGCUAAAUCAGUGUUAUCAGACACACCUGGAGGGUCUCCACCAGAGGGCGCUCCAAAGCCACAAUGCACAACAGAGCCAGCGGAUUCCCGGAAAAUUAAUGCAUAGAUCUCCCAGUGUCUCUUGAUGUCUUCUCGAGGAAGGAACCGGUUUAUGAUGAUUCCGUUGGAACCUUAAUAUUAUAAGCCUUCAACAAAAAAAAAACAAAAAAAGCUCAGCGAUGUUCUUUACACCUUAUCCUGGUGCUUAUUGGGAAACACCACUUAAAAUAAUGUUACCCAUUUAAGAUUAAUCUGCAUGGUAAUAAAACUUACCAACAUAACCCCUGAUACUUACUUCAAACAGGAUUUCUGCCUGAAAGUGUCUGCUUAACUCACAAAAAAUAAAUGAAUACUACAUUCCUAACAA
Pseudophryne corroboree (corroboree frog) is the source of this 1167-nucleotide messenger RNA. RefSeq lists its product as uncharacterized. NCBI's taxonomy places the organism in Eukaryota, Metazoa, Chordata, Amphibia, Anura, Myobatrachidae. The record is from RefSeq and is a predicted model, not a curated record. The transcript has 8 exons. The coding region runs from base 239 to 886 and encodes 215 amino acids.